Quercus lobata is the source of this 3286-nucleotide messenger RNA. Its product is annotated as receptor-like protein kinase FERONIA. Lineage: Eukaryota; Viridiplantae; Streptophyta; Magnoliopsida; Fagales; Fagaceae. The transcript has a single exon. The coding region runs from base 514 to 3030 and encodes 838 amino acids. Gene Ontology annotation, molecular function: ATP binding; transmembrane receptor protein tyrosine kinase activity. The record is from RefSeq and is a predicted model, not a curated record. Gene Ontology annotation, biological process: protein phosphorylation.
UUCUAGGUUUUAAACAAGCAAUUUUCACCAUCCCUGAACUCCAAAGCUUAGAAUCCCAUUUCAACUCGGGGAGUCUCAGCUUCUGGUCCAGUAGUUUAACUUUCAUUCUCCCAAUCAGUCUUUUCUUUCAGCUUAAAUGCCUUGAAAUCUGUUCAGUUCAAUCUUAGUGCUUAAGUUUGUAUUCUGUCUUCCUUUCUAGCUACUCCGGUAGCUCAGCAACUGGAUCUGAAACUUUAGUAGGGGCUUUGGUGCAAAACCUUAUUGUCUUAUUUUUGGUCUUUGAUUCUAGAUUCUUCAUCCAAAAGCCUAAGAUUCCAUGCUUGUACAUCUUUGUUCUAGUCUUGAUUCAGGUGUUAAAAAGCUCAAUUCUCUGUGUUAAUCGUUGUAAAACCCCGAGCUUUGGAGCUCAAUUUCUUUAGUCAUAAGCGUUUUCUUGGCUCUAUUGAUUUGGUUACAGAUUCAUGAUCUUUCCAAAUUAGGAGAAAAUUGUAACCAAGUGGACCUUUUGAGUCGAUGAGGAACACACAUAAAUUUGGUCGUAUGGCUAUACCUAUGCCCAUUAUUCUUUACUUGGCCUUUACAAUUCAUGUAACUUUGGCCGACAAUUAUGUGCCAACCGAGAAAAUCCUCCUAAAUUGUGGGGGAGCUUCAAAUGGCAGUGAUACCGAUGGUCGGAAGUGGACCACAGAUAUUGGGUCCAAGUAUCUGUCAGCUAGUGGGAAAUCCACCACAUCUCAAGCUGCUACUCAAGAACCUUCGGUCCCUCAAGUCCCUUGCAUGACUGCUCGGGUUUCUUACACAAAUUUCACCUAUAAAAUUCCCGUUGUUCCUGGUCGUAAAUUUGUCCGUCCUUACUUUUAUCCUGUUUCCUAUGCAGGCUUAAAUGUAUUCGAUGGCAUUUUCUCUGUCACAGUAGGGUCAUAUACUCUGCUUAACAACUUUAGUGCUACACAAACCGCAGAAGCACUGAAUUUGGCAUUUCUUGUUAAGGAGUAUUCAAUCAAUGUUGAUGGUCAGACAUUGCAUAUAAGUUUCAUUCCAUCUGCCAAAGCUCCAAACACGUAUGCAUUUGUGAAUGGGAUUGAGAUUGUGUCAAUGCCUGAUAUUUAUAGUUCCACUGAUGGAACUUCAAUGAUUGUGGGUCAAAAUUCUGCUUUCUACAUUGGUAACAACAGUGCACUUGAGAAUGUUUAUCGGUUGAAUGUGGGUGGAAAUCAUAUUCCGCCCUCCCAUGAUACUGGUCUUGAUAGGUCUUGGAAGGAUGACACGCCAUACCUCUAUGGGGCUGCCUACGGGGUUACAUAUUAUGCUGAAAACAUGACAAUCCAAUAUCCUACAGGCAUGCCUACUUAUGUUGCACCAGUUGAUGUCUAUGCCACAGCUAGAUCGAUGGGGCGAUAUUCUCCAAUCAAUCUCAAUUACAAUUUGACUUGGAUUUUCUCAGUUGACUCCGGGUUCUCUUACCUAUUUAGGCUUCAUUUCUGCGAGAUUCAGACAAAUAUAACCAAGGUUAAUCAAGUAGUGUUCGAUAUCUUCCUAUAUAAUCAAACUGCUGAGCAUGGGAUGGAUGUUAUUGCCUGGGCAAGUGUUGAAACAGGGGGUGCAAGUCAGCUAUAUGGGGUUCCAGUGUAUAGGGAUCAUGUGGUUCUUAUUCCAAAUGGAAGCCCACAACAAGAUGUGUGGCUCGCAUUGCAUCCAAACCUAUAUGGAAAACCAACCUUUUCUGAUGUGAUCUUGAAUGGAGUAGAAAUCUUCAAAGUUAAUGAUUCCAACGGUAAUCUCGCUGGGCUGAAUCCUAUUCCUGAUGUAAUUGACCCAACAAGGGCUAGACCAUCUUCUUGUGAUGGUAAACUAAAGAAUCAAAAAGCAAUUAUCAUCGAAGGUGUUAGUGGUGGAAUCGUCUUAGUCAUUAUUAUUGGUUACUUUCUUAUUGUUGCUUCUCGACACCAACGUGGAAAAGAUUUGAGUGCAAGGGUAGUUCCUUCUGGGUGGCACCCAGAACUUCGAGGAAACCUUUGUCGUCACUUCUCCUUUGUUGAGAUCAAUGCUGCUACCAAGAACUUCGACGAGGCUCUACUUCUAGGGCUUGGAGGUUUUGGUAAAGUUUACAAGGGAGAAAUUGACAAUGGAGCAACCAAAGUAGCAAUCAAACGUGGAAACCCACUCUCUGGGCAAGGAGUACAUGAAUUUCAAACUGAGAUUGAAAUGCUUUCAAAACUUCGUCAUCUCCACCUUGUUUCAUUGAUUGGCUAUUGUGAAGAAAACUGUGAAAUGAUUCUUGUUUAUGACUACAUGGCUCAUGGUACACUGCGUGAGCAUCUGUACAAGACCCAAAAACCUCCAUUGUCUUGGAUGCGAAGACUUGAGAUAUGCAUUGGAGCUGCUCGCGGUUUACACUAUCUCCACACUGGUGCCAAGCACACUAUUAUCCACCGGGAUGUUAAGACAACUAACAUUCUCUUGGAUGAGAAGUGGGUUGCCAAGGUUUCGGAUUUUGGGUUGUCAAAAAUAAGUCCUGCCUUGGAUAAAACACAUAUAACCACUGUUGUUAAAGGUAGUUAUGGUUAUUUGGAUCCAGAGUAUUUAUUGUUGCAGCAACUGACUGAAAAAUCUGAUGUUUACUCAUUUGGGGUCGUUCUUUUUGAGGUCUUAUGUGCUCGGUCAGUAUUGGACCAAACACUUCCAGAGGAGCAAGUGAGUUUGGCAGAGUGGGCUGUACACUGCCACAAGAAUGGUACACUCGAUCAGAUAAUUGAUCCUUAUCUAAAGGGAAAAAUUGCACUUGAAAGCUUUAAGCAGUUCACUGGGAUUGCAAUUAAGUGCAUGGCUGAUCAGAGCAUUGACAGGCCAUAUAUGGAUGAAGUUUUGUGGAACCUUGAGUUUUCUUUGCAGCUACAAAGGAGUGCAGAGGAAAGCAACAAAGGUAUUGGUGGAAACCACAUCGAAGAGGAGCCAUACAUACCCUGUAAAUGGAAGAAAGAUCUUGAUGCAUCUCCAAGUUUUAAUGGGGGUGGAGGUUCGUUAUCUUAAGAAGACAGGUCUUUGAAGCUUAAUGGUGGCCGUCUUUGGACUGGGUUUUUUUAAGUGAGCAAGUUCGAAGUUCUAGGCAAAUCGUUGUUGUUUGUAGUUAUCGUUGCACUUUAGGCCUAUAGAAAUAGAAGAAGGCAAUUAAUCUCUCACAUCCAUUUUCAUGUUUUAAUGUGGACAUUUUUUCUCUCUUUAAAUAGUACAUUUUCGCAUUAAUUAGUGGUAUUUGUAUAAAAUAGUGGAUGUAAACGAGUGUAAG